AUGUUUACGUCCCGCCGGGCGCGCCGCGUCGCCGCCUGAGGUUGUUCGGCCGGGGUCCGAGCUUCUCGCACCAUGGACACCAGCGACCUGUUCGCCAGCUGCAGGAAAGGGGACGUGGGCCGCGUGCGGUACCUGCUAGAGCAGCGAGACGUGGAGGUAAACGUUCGCGACAAGUGGGACAGCACCCCCUUAUACUAUGCCUGCCUCUGUGGGCAUGAAGAGUUGGUCCUCUACCUUCUGGCCAAUGGAGCCCGCUGCGAGGCCAAUACCUUUGAUGGCGAGCGCUGCCUCUAUGGGGCACUGAGCGACCCCAUCCGCCGGGCUCUGCGGGAUUACAAGCAGGUCACGGCCUCCUGCAGGCGCCGGGAUUACUAUGAUGACUUCUUGCAGAGGCUCCUGGAGCAGGGCAUCCACAGUGACGUGGUCUUCGUGAUUCACGGAAAGUCCUUCCGCGCGCAUCGCUGCGUCCUGGGGGCGCGCAGUGCCUACUUCGCCAACAUGCUGGACACCAAGUGGAAGGGCCGGAGCGUCGUGGCGCUGCGGCAUCCACUGAUCAACCCGGUGGCGUUCGGAGCCCUGCUGCAGUACCUGUACACAGGCCGCUUGGACAUCGGAGUGGAGCACGUCAGCGACUGCGAGCGCCUGGCCAAGCAGUGCCAGCUGUGGGACCUGCUGGGCGACCUGGAGGCCAAGUGCGAGAAGGUGUCGGAAUUCGUGGCCUCCAAGCCCGGCACGUGCGUCAAGGUGUUGACCAUCGAGCCCCCGCCCGCCGACCCCCGGCUCCGGGAGGACCUGGCGCUGCUGGCCGACUGCGCGCUGCCCCCCGAGCUACGGGGCGACCUCGGGGAGCUGCCCUUCCCCUGCCCCGACGGCUUCAACAGCUGCCCAGAUGUCUGCUUCCGCGUGGCCGGCUGCAGCUUCCUGUGCCACAAGGCCUUCUUCUGCGGCCGCAGUGACUACUUCCGGGCCCUGCUCGAGGACCACUUCCGAGAGAACGAGGAGCCUGCGGCCUCUGGGGACCCCCCGGUUGUCACCCUGCAAGGCAUCUCCCCCGAGGUCUUCACGCACGUGCUCUACUACGUGUACAGCGACCGCACCGAGCUGCCCCCCGAGGCGGCCUAUGACGUGCUGAGUGUGGCGGACAUGUACCUGCUGCCGGGCCUCAAGAGGCUGUGUGGCCGCAGCCUGGCCCAGCUGCUGGACGAGGACAGCGUGGUGGGCGUGUGGCGCGUGGCCAAGCUGUUCCGCCUGGCGCGGCUGGAGGACCAGUGCACGGAGUUCAUGGCCAAGGUCAUCGAGAAGCUUGUGGAGCGGGAGGACUUCGUGGAGGCCGUGAGGGAGGAGGCCGCGGCCGUGGCCUCCCGGCAGGAGACGGACUCCAUCCCCCUGGUGGACGACAUCCGCUUCCACGUGGCCAGCACCGUGCAGACCUACAGCGCCAUCGAGGAGGCCCAGCAGCGGCUGCGGGCCCUGGAGGACCUGCUGGUGUCUAUUGGCUUGGACUGUUGAGGCCAGGCCUGUGACCGGGCAGGCCUCCAGAUUGGGCCUCCCUCGGGCACGGGCGUGCGUGUGCGUCUGCGCGUGGAGUCUUCUUGCUCCUUGCGCACUGAGAGCAUCAGGGUGGGCGGAGGGGGCUCGCUGGCCCACCCAGGACCUGGGGAACCCUGGGGGGAGGGUCUCCAUGGCCACAGCCACCUCCUCCCCAAUGCACAAACCAGCUUCCAGGACCCCGGGCUGGGCACCACUCAGGAAAAGCCGGGGCAGGGGACUCUGGCCUCUCGGGGCCUCCCUCCCCGGGCAUCCGGCCCUGGCCCAGCCCGGUCCUGGCUUGCUUUGACCCUUCCCGCGUGUGGGGCCGGGCGGGAGGGCGGGGCAGCCUGUGUGGUAAUAAAGAGUGGCUUCGCGGCA
Messenger RNA from Marmota flaviventris (yellow-bellied marmot), 1908 nucleotides. It is a transcript of the gene Abtb1, whose product is annotated as ankyrin repeat and BTB domain containing 1. Gene Ontology annotation, molecular function: protein binding. Gene Ontology annotation, cellular component: ubiquitin ligase complex; cytoplasm. NCBI's taxonomy places the organism in Eukaryota, Metazoa, Chordata, Mammalia, Rodentia, Sciuridae. The record is from RefSeq and is a predicted model, not a curated record.